Molecule: messenger RNA, 1377 nt
Organism: Camponotus floridanus (Florida carpenter ant)
Lineage: Eukaryota; Metazoa; Arthropoda; Insecta; Hymenoptera; Formicidae
Product: pyridoxal phosphate homeostasis protein
Exons: 4
Coding region: 221-967 (248 amino acids)
Cellular component (GO): intracellular anatomical structure
Molecular function (GO): pyridoxal phosphate binding
Source: RefSeq, a predicted model, not a curated record
UAUAGCCCAUGUAUAGCCCCUUGCACAAUGCUAGGCAACAGGCAAUAAGAACAAAAAUAAUAUCUAUUAUCUGCUCUUAUUGGCGAAUAUUUUCUGUUCCGCGUAUUUAUUGAUGAAUAGUUUCUAUUCUUUAUUUCUAUUGUCUGUUGCCUAGCAUUGUGCAAAGGGCUUUAUCUCUUUGACCGCACCCAGUAAACAAACAGUAUUAUUUAAGUACAAUAUGGCGGAUAUAGCAGCAAAUCUAAAAUCGGUUUGCGAUAAAAUAUUAUAUGCUGCUACAAAAAGAACAUCGGAACAUCAGUAUUAUGAACCGCGACUAGUAGCCGUUAGCAAGUUGCAAUCCACGGAAUCUAUAUUAUCCGCUUAUAAAGCAGGCCAAAGACAUUUUGGUGAAAAUUAUGUAAAUGAAUUAGUGGAAAAGGCUUUAAAUCCACAGAUUCUUGAAAAAUGCAAAGAAAUUCAAUGGCAUUUCAUAGGCAAUUUACAAAGAAAUAAGGUCAACAAGAUUCUAAGUGUACCAAAUUUAUAUAUCAUAGAAAGUGUUGGUAAUGAGAAACUUGCAGAUUUGCUUAAUAAUUCAUGGCCAAAAUUUCGAAAGAGUGAUAAUUGCAAAUUGAAUGUUAUGGUACAAGUUAACACAAGCCAAGAAGAAGAGAAAAAUGGCUGUGAUAUUGUAGAAGUAUCGACUCUUGUAAAGCACAUUAUAAAUAACUGCCACAAUUUGAAAUUUAUGGGUCUUAUGACAAUAGGGAUGUUUGGAUAUGAUAUUACGAAUGGUCCAAAUCCAUAUUUUACCUGUUUGAUAAAAUGCAGAGAAAAGAUAAGUAAUGAAUUAGCGAUCGAUAUAAAGAAUAUCGAAUUAUCAAUGGGAAUGUCCAAUGACUACGAACAUGCGAUUGAACUUGGCAGUACAAAUGUAAGAGUAGGAACAGCUAUUUUUGGCAAUAGACCACAAAAGAAUACCUGAAGAAAAUGUGGAAAAAUUACAAUUUUCCUUUUUUUGUUUACAUUAAGGUAAAAUCAAAACAGUAUAUAAGAUAAAUGAUAAACUGAACUAUAUAUUAUAUGAUGUGUUUGAUGCAGUCAUGAAACUAUACAUUCUUAUAUAUAAUAUGUAUGUGUGUGUGUAUGUGUGCGUGAAUGUGUAUGUACAUAGAAGAAAAACAUGUAUGAAACAUUAAUAAAAGUAUAGUUAAAAUUAUAUUUUAACGUUAAAUUUUUAUCUAUUAUGAUACUUAAAUAUUAUAUAAAUAAUGUAUAUUUUUAAUAUUAAAAAUAUAUAUGUGUAAUUCCAUACAGGAAAAAUUAUCUAAGAAAUAUCUAAUAAAUCUCACUACUUAGUAGAUAUAGAUAUUCGAAUGAUAUAUACAAAUAAAA